AUGGAAGCGAUCGACCCGAUAAAUUCGCCGGAAGGCGAAGCCACGGCCGCCGCCACCGUCGAGCCCAGUGCGCGUGACCUGAACCCGGGUUCGACGGUGGCCAAAUCCACGGCUGUUGUAAGCAAGUGCCGCGGUGAGCUUACACUGACACCGGAAGAAGCUGAAAAAAUAAACCAGCUGUUAUCGCAAGAAAAUUACAGAUUCCUUGUCUACACCCCGCCGCCGGAAUCCAGCAAGAUGUGGAGGAAGCCAGCCGAUUACGAAUCCAUUCACACUCUCAGCGACAGAGGCGGAGCCAGCGGAUCGUUUGAAAGCCGCCGCAGCAAGUCGCAGUUUUCGCUCAAAUCGGGGGACAGCCGGGAGGACGAUGCGCGGACCGUCUCAUCCAUCGACAACGCAGAGAAACGGUCGCUUCGCAAGCGCAAGCAGCGCGUACGAUACUACGACGAGUUCGUGCCGGACUUCACGGAAAGCAACUAUCAGGAAAUUAGUCACGAAAAGUCGCAUAAAUCGCAAAAGGACGCACCCAGGAAGCAGCAGUCGGGCAGCUACGAGCGGCAGCCGGCGCAACAGCUCUACCGUGCUGUGCCGAUCCUCAGCAGAAAUCUGCCGAAACUGCCCAAGGACACGUGGGAGUACACCGCAUAUCGCACGCUGCAGGCCAUCAAGUACAUGGACAAUGACAAGUGGUUCUGGUACCCCGUGGACCCGGUGGCCGACGGCGUGCCGGACUACCCAAAGGUGGUGCACACUCCCAUGGACUUCCAUACGAUCAUCGAACGGCUGCACAUGAGGCAGUACUCCAACCCGUUCGCCUUCCAGUGCGACUGCAGGCAGAUAUUUUUCAACGCGUUCCUGUUCUACCAGCCAAACAACGUGAUCUGGCAGGCAGCGGAGCAUCUCGCCAAGGCACUGGAGGAGAAGCUGCAGAGCACGCGCUAUCUGCACCCCGACGAGUUCCACACGCUGCUGCAGAAGGGGGAGGACGCAAUGCGAGCUACGUUGCUUGAGUACAACCAGACAACAUUCCUGCGCAAGGCCAAAUGGAACGCUGCAUCGCUAGGCCUGGACUACGCUGAGGCCAUGAAACCGCUCGAAAAGCGCAAGGCCGCGCAAAACCACCGCAGCAAGGACAUCAUUGACGAGUACAUGUACGCCAUCGACGAUGAUGACGACAGCUUCAACGAGCUCUCCUCCGUAGCCUCCGCUGACGACUUCGCGUUGCCCGUGAACGCCGGCAGGAGCCGACCCAAGAAAACUAAGAGUAAGGUCCCCUAUUGGAAGAAGUACAAUGUCAAUCCGAAGAAUAAGUUUGAUAACUUAUCGGAGGAAAGCGACUCAGGGUCACGGUUAAAGUUCGAGGGAGAAUUCCCAGUACCCGAUGUCGGACGCGUACUACCGCCCCCGCCGCCAGUACCAUCCAUGCAUAAGGCGUCCCCACUAGAGAAGGGCAUCACUUUGAUUCAAACACGCACUCUCAACGUCAACCUCUCGAGGCUGGCGCCGAAUCAGCGCAAGGCGGCGCUUGAACUGAUCGAGGACGACCUCGGUAUUGUAGGGGAGACGUUCAUGUACGAUCGCACGUUCACCUUCGAUCCCAGUCUGCUCCCAGUGGACAAGCAGAGGCGGGUGUUCAUUUACGUCAGCGCUAUGGUGAAACGCAACCUCGAGGACAUGCAGGCCACGUUUACGCGCAAAAAGAAGCCGAAGCCGCAAAAGGAUGUCCCUGUUCACGAUGCCAAUGAGAUUUCCAGGCCCAACCCGUCGGAGAUCUUCGACGCCUCCAGCAGCAGCUCGUCCAUCUCGGACGUGGCGUCGAACUUCUUGAGUUCCGAUGACUUCUUCGACUCGUCGGACGACGAACCAGUCAGCGCCAACGGCAAGUCGGAGAAACCCGCGUCCAACGACGCCCCGCUGCCGGAGUACACGCCGGUGGACGAGCAGAAGUCGGAGAAGGUGCAGCUUACACGCGGGAUCAUGGGAGACCACGCGGACUUCUUCACCCACGUCGAGUCGCCCCCGCUAAACGAAGACGGCUCCCAGGGGCAACAGGGCAAGAAGAGCGCGUGGAUGGAGUGGAAGGGUCAGGCCAUCCACCACGGUACCGUCGCGCAGGAGAACGGCGUCGAGCCGCUCAGCGUCGACGAGAAGAUCGCGGAGUCGUUCGACGCCCGAAUAUAA
This is a messenger RNA of Babesia ovata, 2181 nucleotides long. Its product is annotated as bromodomain-containing protein. The transcript has a single exon. The coding region runs from base 1 to 2181 and encodes 726 amino acids. Lineage: Eukaryota; Apicomplexa; Aconoidasida; Piroplasmida; Babesiidae. Gene Ontology annotation, molecular function: protein binding. The record is from RefSeq and is a predicted model, not a curated record.